Saprolegnia parasitica CBS 223.65 is the source of this 982-nucleotide messenger RNA. RefSeq lists its product as hypothetical. NCBI's taxonomy places the organism in Eukaryota, Oomycota, Saprolegniomycetes, Saprolegniales, Saprolegniaceae. The transcript has 5 exons. Gene Ontology annotation, molecular function: SNARE binding; SNAP receptor activity. Gene Ontology annotation, biological process: intracellular protein transport; vesicle fusion; vesicle-mediated transport. The record is from RefSeq and is a predicted model, not a curated record. Gene Ontology annotation, cellular component: membrane; endomembrane system; SNARE complex. The coding region runs from base 24 to 947 and encodes 307 amino acids.
GCAGAGUUUCCACUCGAGCGCCAAUGGCCCAUCGCGACCUGACGGCGCGGUUCCUCGACCGACGGCUCGUUGCGCAGCGCCGGCAGACGCAUGGUGCCAUGCGCUACGGUGGCGGCAAGCCAUAUGCUAUGGCCAAGACCUCGCAGCGGCCGACCGAGAUGGAAGAAGGUAAGGGCACGACAAAGCCCGCAUGGACACGCGCCGUCGACUUGGCCAACGAGUGCAUCGCGCAGCUGCAGCUCAAGCUCGACUAUUUGCAAAAGAUGCAUACGCGCCGCCUCAUGGUUCGCUUCGACGAGUCCGAGAAGCAACACGACUUGGACAUUGACAGCAUGACGCAAGAGAUCUCCAAGCUCUUCCACAGCGCCGAGUCGGCGCUUCAAAAAGUCACUCGCGAGCCGUUGACAGCAUCGGGGUUGGCGUCGCCCGCGGAGCGUAACGUGCGCGUGAACGUCCAGCGCUCGUUGGCCAGCAAGCUGCAGGAGCUCUCGAGUCGGUACCGUCGCAGCCAGCGCGAGUACAUGGAGACCCUGCGCUCGCAGCGCAACGUCUCGGGCGACGUGUUUCAAUGGGACUCGGCGGGGCCGAUGAGUCUGGCGACGUCGCAGCAGCAGCAGCACUUGCUGCACCUCGACGAAGACGCCGCCAUGGUCCAAGCCCGCGAGCGCGAAAUUCAGAAAAUCGCCAAGUCCAUCGUCGACCUCUCGACUGUGUUCAAGGACCUCGCCAACAUGGUCAUCGACCAGGGCACGAUCAUCGACCGCAUCGACUACAACAUGGAAGACGUCGUGACGCGCGUUCAUUCGGGGCUCAAGGAGCUCCAUCGCGCGGAGAAAUACCAGCACAAUGCGCGGCCGGCGCGGUGCAUUUACCUGCUUCUGAGCCUCAUCUCGCUCUGCUUUAUGAUCCUUCUCAUGAAGCACGCAACGCCGUACGUCGAGUAUUGACGACGCGUAACCUCGACUGAUUUUGCUCGUUCCCA